Molecule: messenger RNA, 1902 nt
Organism: Rhipicephalus sanguineus (brown dog tick)
Lineage: Eukaryota; Metazoa; Arthropoda; Arachnida; Ixodida; Ixodidae
Exons: 10
Coding region: 66-1787 (573 amino acids)
Biological process (GO): intracellular signal transduction; mitotic cell cycle
Cellular component (GO): nucleus; cytoplasm
Molecular function (GO): histone H3T3 kinase activity
Source: RefSeq, a predicted model, not a curated record
ACGCCGCUAUAAGAGAGCACCGGCACGAUUUCGUCUUCUGUGGGCACGGUGUACCCAAAGCUGCCAUGUCGCUAAACGGAACGCUUCUCUGCUUGGUGCAGGUUUUUCUUGGCUUCGGUGCUUUUGAAUGCGCGCAGCCACUUUAUGCGUCUUGCGGCGACACGAGCCAGCUCAUCAGCAAAGGCCCCCCGUUUUCAACGCUCUCGUCACCCCACGACGCAGUUCUACUGGCCUUUCCUUUCAAGCAUCACAGCGUGACGUCGUCAUUUGGCGCCGCUAUAAAAGAGCACCGGCACGAUUUCGUCUUCUGUGGGCACGGUGGACCCAAAGCUGCCAUGUCGCUAAAUGGAACGCUUCUCUGCUUGGUGCAGGGGACACCUGGGUACACCGCAGGUGUGCUUCUCGUAGGAUGUCUGGCCACUUUCGGCAUGUACUGGAUCUUCCAAAUGGUAACACUGCUUGUGUCCAUCUGUUUUACCCGAACAAGCGACAGAAGCAAACAAGCAUGGGACAACAACAAAAAAAGAGCGGAACGAAAUGCUUACGGUCGUCUGCAUCGCUCGUCAAGCAGCACUGACUCAACGUCGUCAUACACGAGCUUCUUUGACGACAACGAUGAGACUGACUGCCGGCACGACAGUGAGGAAAAUGGGUCCACUGACAAGCAGACAACAGAUGCUGCAGCAAAGUACAUAGAAGCAAAGAACAAAAGCAGAGAUGACAGCAGAGCACGGAAGCAAAAAACAGGGCAAGAAACACGGGCAGGUACAGCAAUCAGACGUACAAAUACGAAACACGACAUGUCUGACAAGGACAUCCUGCGGUUUUGUCGGCAAGAACAACCUACAACAUUUGGGAAAGUAUUGGGAAGCAAUCGCAAAAAAGCUCCCAAAUUCGUAUUCUUGGGAGAAGGAUCGACAUCGAAUGUAUACACAGACCAGGAUACCGUACUGAAAAUCAUGACGAUACCUGAAAAUGUAGAUGCAAGAGAUGACCUCAUACGCAAGUUGAAGAAACGAUCGACACUAUCGGACCUGAGAAACAACUAUGAGAACAGCACCACCGGGUUUAUUGAAAUUAGAAGAACGUGGUUCGUGAUUGAUACCUAUCCGGAAGAGCUGCUUGAGUCUCAGAAUCAAGCUUACUACCAAGGACGCGCCCGAUGCCUGAGAAUGGCAGAUCGACAGCCGCAGAAGUACCUAGUCUGCGAGGAGGAGUUCGCCGGUGUAACUCUGGACAAGGUUAGGAUCCAGAAGCCUCUUGUUCUCUACAGCAUCCUUAUGCAACUAUCACUGACAAUUAGUGCUGCAGAAGGAGCAGUAGAGUUUGAACACCGAAGUCGACUACAGAAGUGUGUCUAUGUUAGAAAGCCAUCGCACAAAGAAGCGUGCCUUUUCCGACUACGCUACAGGACUUACAGCUCGCCGACCUUUGGUAUCGUGGUUCGUCUGAAGUGUGGAACCGCGACACGCUGUAAGAAAGGAACCAAAGUGUUAUUCAGCCCAUUAAUGGACCCAGGCAGAGGAGACCUCAACGAUGAUGAGAGGGAAGCUCUGCGGAUGAUUAACACUUUAAUUGGGCAGGAUAUCACUGGCUUUCACCCAAGAACAAACCUUGCCUGGCUCGUAAAACUCACGGAAAGCACCAUGAGCAAGAAUGAAGGGUACAUUAUUGGAAGGCCUUCAGGAAGGGAAUCCUUGGAGACUCUCGACCUGUGGAUGGAGCAUCUCCUACUCAGCGAUUCGGUGGCCGACUCCAUUGACAGUCUCUUCGAUGCCGAUUCAUAGGCUUCCAUAGGGCGACCUUAUCGAAAAAGCUGGUGACUUGGAUCGAGCGGUCCAUUGGACAAGCUUGCGCAAGCUUGCGCAAACGUGUGUUACGCCAUUAUAAAGUUUCAUGUAU